Molecule: messenger RNA, 3924 nt
Organism: Acanthopagrus latus (yellowfin seabream)
Lineage: Eukaryota; Metazoa; Chordata; Actinopteri; Spariformes; Sparidae
Gene: tmem161a
Product: transmembrane protein 161A
Exons: 11
Coding region: 135-1625 (496 amino acids)
Source: RefSeq, a predicted model, not a curated record
CACGGCUCCACUAUUACAUCCGGGACACCGAGCAGUGUCUGAUGUCAGUUGGUUCAGCUGUCAAGACUUUCCUGCAUGUGAAGAAGAAACCCCGGCUGCUCCUCUGGCUUUAACCACAUAUUUCGGUAGAAGAGAUGGCGCUGAUGGGAAUUCAGCUGGUGGUCAGCUUGCUGGCAGCCAGCAUUAUGCAGAGGAUGGCCCCACAUGCCUCAUUUGCUCGCUGGCUACUCUGCAACGGCAGUUUGUUCCGGUUCAAACACCCGUCAGAAGGGGAGCUGUGCGCGCUGGCCGGGAAGCAGAUGCCCAAACCUAACAGGAGAGACAGGAGACAGAAUGGGGAGAAUAAGCCUCUCACUGUGCCCAAAGAUAUCGACCUUCACCUGGAGAAAGCUCCAGUCAACGCUCUUGAUGCUCUUGUGCUGCGCUUUUUCCUGGAGUACCAGUGGCUGGUAGAUUUUGCAGUCUACGCGACGGGUGUCUUCCUGUUCACUGAGGUUUACUACAAUGUUGUAGAUGCAAGAAAAGAGGUCAACAUUGGAGCCCUCUGGUGUGUCCUGACUGUUCUCUUCAGCCUAAAGACCCUUCACACGCUGAUGAGGCACUACUUCCGCUCCGAAGAAGGCGGUGAGCGCUCGGUGUGCCUUGCCUUCGGCUUCCUGUCUCUGCUCGUGGCCAUGCUGGUGCUGGUUGUCAGAGAGGACUACCUGGAGUUUGGCCUAGAGUCAGGCUUUUCCAGCCUCUUCGACAAUUUGGAAAUCUUUGUCAAACAGCAGGGCUACGCUGACUGGUCAAUCCCAGUGACCAGACUGACAGUAAAGCUCGGUCUGGCUGCUAUCUGUGCUUACAUCGGCUCUCUCCUGGCUUUCCCCGGCCUGCGACUGGCUCAGACUCAUCUAGAUGCCGUACAGAUGAACUCAGACCGCCCACUCAUGCAGAUUCUGCUGCACAUGAGUUUCCUGUCUCCAGUCGUUGUGUUGGUUCUGUGGGUGAAACCCAUUGCAAGGGACUUCCUGGCCAAUGCACCUAUGGGGAAGACCUCUGUCACAAUAGUUUCCAGUGAAACGUUUGACAGCAUGCGCCUGUGGAUCAUCGUGGCGUUGUGUGCGCUGCGGCUCGCACUGACUCGUCACCACCUGCAGGCCUACCUCAAUCUGGCUCAGAAGUGGGUGGAGCAGAUGAAGAAGGAGGCGGGGCGUAUCGCUGCAAUUGACAUUCAGAGGAAGGUCACUCGUAUCUACUGCUACUUGAGUGUAAUCACUCUCCAGUAUCUGGUUCCUAUUUUUCUUAUCCUGUUCUCCACGUUGGCACUCAAGGCACUCGGGGACUUCUCCUGGGGGACCGGUGCAGAGGAGACACCCGGGGUGACUCCAGCGCUGGUGAUGCCCACGGCUGCUCCUGUGCUGCCUGGUGUUGUCGAUGAAGAUGAAGAGGGCGUGGACGACAUGGAGGAGGACAUCCAGGCCACAGUAGCACGCCUGUCAGAGACCUUCACAGCGCUGCGGUCUGUCCUCACUCCAAUUUUCUUCCGAGGUUUCUUCGCCUUCCUCACUUGGUGGGUAGCUGCCUGCCAGGUCAUCAGCUCCCUGUUUGGCAUCUACUUCCAUCAGUACCUUAUGCAGAACUAAGUGCGGAGUUGCAUACAGUUCCACCUGCGGUGCAACCCCGGCCCUCAGCUGUUGUACGGUGUCACAGGAUGGUUGCAGACAGCAGAGGGGCCUUUUCAUUUCAACACGCAACGACAAACAGAAGGCAUCUUGUUUUUUGGUCUGCGUAGAGUAGACGGGUGAUAGGCUGUCUGUUCAUAUCGGCUACAUUUAUGGCCUUAUAUCUCUCUGUGACCAGCAGGCUACUGGUAUCAAUAACACAAAUGUACGAGGAUGCAGGGGUCUAAAUUACAAAGCAAGUUCAUAUUAGAGUGGCUCUCUUUAGGUUACCUGGCUUCACUGAGUCUGACGUUAGCAAUCCUUAAUCAUCAUGAUGACGGUUAUGAACUGGCUCAGUUCACUUGAGGGUGGGUGUGUCCACAUGAAAAAAGACAACAUUUUUAAUUACAGGCAACAUCAGAUGAACAAUGAGUAGAGUACUUGAUACCCACAGGGAAGUUACGUUAUUGUUGGAGCAAAAGGUAACAUUCAGCAAGGUGAAAUAUAAACAGCAGAGUGGAAGAAGAAGCUCUAAAAGUACAAGGAAUCAUUUCCCAAUCCAAAAAGGCUUACCCUUUUUGAAUAUAUUUGACAUAUUUGACAUUUCCAACAUGUUCGCUCCAUAAAAGUGACAUUUUGGGGCUUUUUUGGCUUACUGUGAACAAACUUGUAUGAAUGAUAGUCUUAAAUAUAUAAGACUUAUUGCUACUAAAGCAGCAACUAUCGGCUGAUAAUCAGUCCAAAUAUAUUUACUGACAUAGAGGAGGGAAAAUAUUCAUAUUCAUUUUUCCUUUUUUCUCUUAAACAAAUUGCUCUAACUGAUAAUAGAAUGUAAAAAUAAUUGGCAGUAGAUUAUAAAUAGAACAGUUAAUCGUUACAGUUUUAAUACCUGACAAGUUGUAACUGACUGAAAUGUUGCAUAUUUUUUACUUGCAUAGCUAAUUGGUUGUAACUGUGUGCACAACCACAGGCAUAUGCAGCUAUAGUAGUCAUUCAUUAGGCUCUUAAUGUGGUAAACUUCUCUAUGAGCACUGUUUUAAACACGGAGUAAAUAUUUUUUUUAUCUCUCUUAAUAAGCAACUGCUCUUUGAAAAUGUCUCUAAACCUCUUUAUUGCUUUAUUACUUAAUGGUAAAGUCACUACUUUUGUCCAUGUAGAGGUCCUGUAGAAAUGAACAUCCACUUUUCCCAGUGAUCUGAUUGGUCAGUGGUUAACCUGCUCUGGAGCAGGUUACCGUGGUGAUGAACCCCAUUUAAAAGUGAGCCAGCUUUGUGAUUCAGUCCCCUCGUCAUCUUUCAGCUUCUCCAGUGGAACGUUUUUCUGCAACCUUUUCAGAUGUAUCUGCUCCAGUGUUACCUGAACUGUUCUCAAUAGAACAUUAUUAAAUGCUGCAUAUACGAUGUUUAAUUGGUACCAGGAUGAGACUUUGUGCUUAACUCCUGUGUAGAUAAGAUGUUUUAUUUUUGUGAGCGACUCUUUUGUCCCUCGCAAGGAACCGAUUCAAGAGUGCUAAAUGUUUGUUUUUUUGUUAUCUUUUCCUGCUGUAAUGUUUUGAUUGCAAAUAUGUAGUAGGGCUCUGAUCCAUCCUAUCGAUUUAAACGCAGUUGAAGGUGAACCAGAAACUGUGGCUUUUUAUUUUAGCAGAGAACUGAAGAGCUGUUGCUUUUAUCUUAAGAGUUUCCUUCUGAAUUCCUAAGUGCCUGGGAGCUCAGGGAUUUUGAGUCUGUUUUAAAAUUCCCUUUCUCCCUGAUCGUUCGUAUUAAGAAUGAAUGGAAUCUGUCGAUUAGAUGGAAUAACACUCCAAACAGAUUUCUGUUUUUUUAUUCUUUAUGUUCAAACACUACUCACUGGCGAAUAUUUCUAGUUGGAGUGUCUUAAUUAGCUUCAUCAGCUUUUAGUGUUUUUUGUUGUUUUAUAGCCAGUCAUAGUCUGAUAUGUACAUGUAAUAUUAAUCAAAGUCUGCUUAGAAUCAGUUUUGCGUCAGCAGAUUUUAUUUAUUUAUUUAUGAAAUAUUGCCUCAUAACCUUUUGGGUUUUUUAAGAAAUGAUACAGAUGUUGCAGUUCUGUACAUUUUUGUAUUCUGUGUGUGGCAAUUUUUAAUUUUUUUGCGUGUUUUUUUUAAGACAGGUAUUUGAACUAAAUGCUCUGAAGUCAUUAUACUGUGAAGUUCAUUUGGAAAUGUUGCUUUUUGAGAUUUUCUGAAUGCAUGGUGUGUAAAAAAGUAAACAUUUGGUUGUUUUUUAAAUUUGUGUGGCCCAAUAAAACAUUAUUUUCAGUCUCA